UUUCCUGAAGAGUAAUAACACUGGUUCACCUCCACAUCCUGUCCACUGAACCAUCCUCCUGCUUCAUCAGAAAGACGCAAAUCCAGCCAGAUUGAACAUUCCAGCUCUGGGCCUCAUUUCCCCAGGAAGCAACACUCACUUCCUGUGAAAUUAAGAGAACAAAGUCUGUGUGAAGUGAUAACUAGCCAGAGGUAAACCCCUUCAUACACAACUCCUCCCCCGAUCUUCACUUCACUUUGUCCUACAGGAAAACAUACGUACACACUGGUUAGAAGUGUUAAGCCAUGUGGGUGAAGAUUCUGCCCUCUCUAAAGAUGGGCACCUUGUGGUUCACCUCCUUGUGGUAUCUCCUCUUCUUCCUCUUAACCUCAGAGGAAGCCUGCGCAGAGUCUGUCAUAAAAAGUGUGCAACUCAUUAUCCAUCCAAGAAACGAAGUUGAAAGAGGUACAAAUGUGUCAUUGAUAUGUCAUGCAGAAGUCAGCCACAGCCCGGGGUCUCUCCCCAUCUAUGAAUACAACAUCUACAAAGAUUUUAAGCUAUUAAAUACUGACCAGGCGAAUUCUAAGGACUACCAAUACUCUAUACCAGAUGCCAGAAUGGCUGACUCUGGGAAAUAUAAAUGUGAGGUUGUCAUUAAGGAGCAAAAGAAGGAGAGCCUUGUCGAAGACCUGACCGUGAAAGGUCUUCAGACACCAGUCCUAACAGUGGAUAAACUGAAACUGAUAGAGGGAAAUCAUGUUAAUUUUAACUGUACAGCAGAGGGAGAAAGAGGUGUUCUUAGAUUUUUCAUUCGUGAUGGAUCUCAGGAACUCUACACAGAGCUCACAUAUAGUCGCAGAGUUGAUUGGCAGCUAAAUCUUCCUAAAGGAACUGUGAAUAUAUUUUGCUACUAUUCUAUUACAUUACGUAGCACAGAACUCUCUAAUGUCAGUAAUGUAAUCCGUCUUGACAUUCAAGAGCUGGAGAUCAAUCCUAAUAUCGAAGUCAUCCCAUCAAAAAAUGUCACUGAAGGAGAUCUCAUAACCUUCAGCUGCAGUGUUGAUACAACUUACCAAAGAAAUUCUGAUCCAAUAAUCACUCUUAGCCAUGGACAUAUCGUGCUCAGUUCAAACAUGACAAAGACAGAUUACAAAGUGUAUGCUAAGGCUAAUGAAUCUGGGGAAUAUGAGUGCACCUCACGUCUUGGUAGUGUUUCUAAAGUCUCCGCUAUGAACAUCUCUGUAAAAGAGCUUUUCUCCAUGCCUGUCCUGAGCAUCCCCCCAGCUAAGGUUUUUGAGGGAGAACAUUUCAGCAUCAGCUGUCAAAUAAACAGCUUAGCCUCAGAAAGGAUUCGAAUGGAUGAUAUAAGGUACUCUAUAUUACAAGACAAAACACCUGUAAUAAAUGGUAGCCUAUACAAUGGCACUGCAGGCAAAGCAUCCAAUGGGAAAUAUAUAUGUGUUGCUGAAGCCAAGGGGAUUAUCAAAAAGAGCAGGAUGGUGCUGUUUGAAGCAGAAGUUCUCGUUUCAAAGCCUGAGAUCUCAGUUUAUGGUCCUGUUAUCGUGAAUAAGCCAUUUUGGAUACAUUGCCAUUCUUACAAUGGAAGUCUGCCAAUUAUCUACUCACUAAAGAGAAACAACAUCACCCUGAACAAGACUGAAGUAUCUGACCUUCAUGAGAAUGCUCGUUUUUUAGCCAUGAUAUCAACUCCUUUAGACAUCAGCAGUUACAUGUGUGAAGCAGAGAAUAACGGCCAAGUCUCAAGAAAGAUGAGUGAAAGGCUACGUGUGACUGUAAUAGUUCCAGUAGGGAAACCUUUACUGACAAUCAUUCCAGUUCCAGAAAACAUUGAAGAGGGCAGUGAUGUUACCCUCAUAUGUAACAUUGCAAAAGGCUCACCACCUAUCAAUUUUAGUUUUUAUGGAGGCAGUGGCACAGAAAUCUACAGCACCACAGUUCAAAGUAAUUCAUCCUCAUAUGUUCUGAGUGCCGUAAAGAGACAGCAAAGUGGAAAUUAUUACUGUGAGGCAAAUAACCAGGCACAAUCUUUGAUAAAGAGUGACACAGUCUCUGUCGAAGUGAGCCUGGCAACGUGGAAAAAAGCUUUGAUUGCUGUAUUCUGCAUGCUGGUAGUGGCCCUACUGGUCCUUUUCAUCGUGAGGCACUACAAGGCCAAGCGAGUGGUGGUGAAUAACAAAGAGAGUGUUUGGAGUGAAAGACUUCCAGAUGUUGCUGACCAGGACAGCCCAGUGUCCACAAACGAAGGUGACAUAGAGUACACAGAGGUGGUUCAUCUGCAACCUGUAGAUCCUACACAAAUUCCUCGGAAAAAAGGCACAGAUACUGUGUACAGUGAGCUUCAAACCACUCAAGGGGCUACUGAACAUGUUAACCAUGAAGACCUGUUAGAAUAUGCUGAACUCAGCCAUGAUCUUCCUGAACCAGUGGACUGUUAGAAGUCAGUCAACAUCCCUCACCUCCCUCUGGACUACUGUGGCCUAUGUGCUAUCACUGUGCUAUGUGCUAUAUGUGCUAUUAUUUGUCCUAUUUGUCACAGUGCUAUACUAUUAUGUGUAUAGUCUGUACUUUCUCUCUUUGUUUAAAUAUAUUGUGUCUGUGUCUGUGAAGUUUAAAUUAAUAAUCAGUUGUAUUUUUGUACCCUGUGUACACUGCAUGGAAUGAUGUAAUGCAAACUGCAACAACAGUUAGUUGGACAUCAGCUCACAUUAGAGAUAAAGUCAUGCAUUUAUCUUCGGCCAAAAUGCUUUCAUUUACUGACAAAAAUAAUCUAACUUUUAGCAUUAGCUAAAGGAAACCAAAACAAAGAAUUUCCCUUUGGGAUCCACUGGGAGAAGAUGAUAAUGGCUAGUGAAUACCAGUCCCACCCACAUCAAUUAGCUCAUCCAGCCUGACAUCACUAAGUGUACAUACAGAAAGCUUCACAAAUUUCGGCAUCCUUGGUAUAAUAGGGAAACAUGGAAAUGUGUCUUUGGUAAUACAUUUCAAUAAUUCAAUAAAAAAAUUCAUUUGCUAA
Molecule: messenger RNA, 3013 nt
Organism: Carassius auratus (goldfish)
Lineage: Eukaryota; Metazoa; Chordata; Actinopteri; Cypriniformes; Cyprinidae
Gene: pecam1b
Product: platelet and endothelial cell adhesion molecule 1b
Exons: 14
Coding region: 285-2435 (716 amino acids)
Biological process (GO): cell surface receptor signaling pathway; immune response
Cellular component (GO): external side of plasma membrane
Molecular function (GO): transmembrane signaling receptor activity
Source: RefSeq, a predicted model, not a curated record